GGUGUACGUAAUGCUAUUUAGAUGGGCAUUGGUUCUACUUGCUUAUGCUAAACAGGUAAAAAAUUAAAGAGAACAUCUUGGAAAUAAAAGGCAUGAGCUAAAGAACAAAUCCUGACUGUCAUGGGGUAUUGGAGCAAAACAAUAUGUACAUUGGAGAAAUCGUGGAACAAUCGAGUCAUGACGAUCUCCAAGGAUAGAGUGAAGCCAUCGAACACCUGGACAGCUGGAUGUUGCCGGAGAUCUUCAUCACCGACAUCGUCUACCAGAUGCAGAGGUUGCAAGAGCACCCCCAGCGGGGAUUUUCAGGAGCACAAGAAUUCCUCAUGGAUCUCGUAACAUGGUGAGCACCAAAGAAGUAAAAGAUGACCUAUCUCUGCUCAUCUCUUCUGCCAAUGAUCACUCUGCCGUCACCCAAGGCACGAAGAACAUACAAAGGUGGGGCGUAAACAAGCAUGUAAUCAUGCCCAGUGAUGACGAACAAAUGAACUGUUACCCCAUCAAACGUGUAUAUCCUCUCGAUAUAUUAUCAAAUAGCGGCCACCGUGAUGGUUCUAUAUACAGGAGUAUAUGGAAUAAACAAGCUGAUGCCUCAGACCGAAGUGAGACUCGGUUGGAGGCAAAGAUGCAUUCAGAACCCACAAGUCGUUGCUUGUUGCGCGAUGGAGUUUGUAUAUUCCAUGCACCUAGUAACAUGCUGCAGGUUUUCUCAUUAAAGUUGGCAAAUAUUCCUGUGGAUAGUGGCUCUGUGGAGUUGUAUGGAUACAUAGCAGUACGGGAUGGUUUGGAUCGAUUGCUUAAUUAUGUCGUCAACUUUAGCAGAGAUGAUCCCAUCAUCGUGGAGCAGGGUGCUCUCAUCAACAUGAAUGGCCCUAAGCGAGCGAUACAUAUGUAUGACACUGUUUUCAUUGAGUAUGACAUGAAGAUCAAGACAGGUCAACAAGAAAAAGAUGAUCUACAGUUGAUUGAUGGUCUAUCAUUCAUAGACGACACGGGUACAUGGAAUCGUCACACGAUAACAAGACGCAUUAAUGGAGAUUCUGGCGCUGUCGACUUAACUUUUUUGCGUCUUGAAAGGGCUGUUCAAGGAACUGUAGAAGUUUCCAUAUCAGAAGUGAAAUGCAGUUUCAAAUUGUCUCUUGGUUGUAUCCUCAGUAGAUUGAAUGAAGAAAUUUGUCUCUUCGAUGGCAACAUUGGUGGUGAAUCAAGUGUUUUACGGAGCUCUGUGGUUGCUGUCAACAUUGAUUCUGGGAUGGAUUUGAAGUUCAAGUUUGGUUCAGAGUCCUCCAUUUCUGUUGAAGUAUGUUCCUUCGAGGCGAGCAAUCAUGGGGUAUCUACUCAGCAGAUAAAGACUGAUAUUGCAUUGAUCUCAGUUACGGUGACUUGGUCGGCUUUGCUGGAAUGA
Molecule: messenger RNA, 1402 nt
Organism: Brachypodium distachyon (stiff brome)
Lineage: Eukaryota; Viridiplantae; Streptophyta; Magnoliopsida; Poales; Poaceae
Exons: 6
Coding region: 338-1402 (354 amino acids)
Source: RefSeq, a predicted model, not a curated record